GAGCUAGCUGAAUGGAAUAUUCAGUACCAGAAAAAGUUUGGAUUUAUAUUUCUUAUAUGUGCAUCUGGAAGGAGCACCGACGAAAUACUUGCAGAAUUAAAGAAACGGUAUUCAAAUAGACCCAUAGUUGAGUUUGAGAUUGCUGCUCAAGAGCAAAUGAAAAUAACAGAACUGCGUCUUGCAAAGCUUUUCUCGACGAAACAAAAUGCCUCUUCAACAAAGGAGAGCUAUCCUCCUGCUUUUGCACGAAAAGUAGAAGAAGAUCGUGUGAGCAUUAUCGGAGGGCAUCUAAGUACUGCGUCUGGAGCUUCAACUGGAAAAACGUUACAAACUUUAACUCGAACUCGACCACCAAUUACAACCCAUGUGUUGGAUGUUGCACAAGGAUCUCCAGCUGCAGGUAUUGAUGUUCGUUUGGAAAGGUGGAUUGGUACUCAACCGCGUCCCUUAUUCGGUGAGGUUGAUGUUGGUGGCUGGGCACUCGAAGGGUCUUCAGCAACAGACAAAGAUGGCAGAAGUGGCCAAUUGUUGAGCAUGGUUGAAGCUAUAAAUCCAGGAAUAUACAGGAUAAGCUUCAACACAGGUAAGUAUUUCCCAGCUGGGUUCUUCCCGUACGUUUCUAUCGUGUUCGAAAUCAGGGAGUCCCAGAAGCUGGAACACUUCCAUGUCCCUCUCCUGCUUUCACCAUUCUCAUUUUCCACCUAUCGUGGAAGCUAGAAGUUCACUGUUCAUAUGGCUGCAUUUCUGUCAUGUGUCUUGAUGUCCUUCGGAUUCUGGCAAAGGUUGAAUAAAACGACGUCGACUGCUAUAAAACGACGUUGAAUUGUACCAAACGAUGAAGAGAUCGUCGACAGGAACCAGAACUUAAAUCUAUCUGUAGUGUAUAAAACUAGUAGCAGUUUCAGUUUUUGAUUUAAAGAUGGUCCUUGGUUGGAAAAAUGUCUAUUAAUUCUGUCUGUAAAUUUCAUAAAACCAAACUGAUUGCCUAAUAAUUUGGAGCUUUGCUAGAAGGGUUUGCCAAUCUA
Molecule: messenger RNA, 1025 nt
Organism: Cucurbita maxima (winter squash)
Lineage: Eukaryota; Viridiplantae; Streptophyta; Magnoliopsida; Cucurbitales; Cucurbitaceae
Product: uric acid degradation bifunctional protein TTL
Exons: 3
Biological process (GO): purine nucleobase metabolic process
Molecular function (GO): hydroxyisourate hydrolase activity
Source: RefSeq, a predicted model, not a curated record